AUGGCAACAGACAUGUACCCCGGCAAACGCCUCUCUUAUUCCUCGCAUCUAUGCACCGUCCGCUACCAUGGCCCCGUGCAAGGAACCACCGGUACCUGGCUUGGCGUAGAAUGGGACGAUGCCACGCGCGGGAAGCACUCGGGCUCCCACCAAGGGACGCAAUACUUUACGUGUGUCAAUCCCUCGCCAACAUCAGCCUCCUUUAUCCGACCAGCCCGCAAGUCCGACCCGCCGCGGACAUUUGUCAAAGCGCUAAAGGCAAAGUAUGCGUCUGAAGAGGAGGAAAACGCGGACGAAUACACCGAGGAUCCACAUGUCAAGGUGGUGUUUAAUGUGCAGGCGCCGCAGCACCAACAGGAAAGAAAACCGGUCCUGUUCAAUGGAAAGCCGGCUGAGGAAAUCGGCUUCGAUAAGAUCAGACGACAGCUGGCUCAGCUGUCCGAGUUGAAGAUUAUCAUCUUGGAUGGACUGCGGAUGCAUCGCCCCGAAGCACGGGGGAUCAAAUGGAUGCAAGAUGGCGAGAAGAGCGAUGUGAAAGAUGCGUGUCCAAAAGCAAUCGAAUUGGAUUUAAGCCGGAAUCUGUUCGAAGAGUGGAGAGAAGUAGCGGCCAUCUGUGAACAGCUCCCAGACUUGAGGAGCUUGAGGGUGGACGGCACACGGUUCCGAGACGUAAGCCUUACAGAUGCCGAGCAAGAAAGAUGUCAAAAGGCUUUUACUGGAAUCUCGUCGUUGAGACUAGAAGAUAAUUUGCUUCCUUGGGCUGACAUCGCACAACUCACCCACCUCUUCCCCUCCCUCACCACCUUCUCUGCCUCCAGCAACCUCUACACAGCACUUACGCCGCACACGCCCAACCUAGCGAUUAUCGAUCUGACGCUAGAAGAUAAUCUCAUCACUUCGCUCUCUUCCAUCGCAUGCCUAUGCAAACUACCGAACCUGCAACGGCUGAUUCUCAAAUCGAACAAAGUCGCAGAAAUAGCUGGCGCCGACGCACCAGCACCGCUAUUUCCAAAGACAGUGCGAGAAGUCGAUCUCUCAUUCAACGAGAUCACGACAUGGGGUUUCAUCGAACAACUCGUCCAUGUAUUUCCUGGCCUCCAGAGUCUACGCGUCUCGCACAAUCCCCUGUACCAGUCGCUCCAAGCACCAGACGGACGUGCGCUGACGGCCGACGACGGGUACAUGCUUACAGUUGCGCGACUGGGCCAGCUCAAGACAUUGAACCACAGUCCCAUUACCGAGAAAGAGCGCCUAAACGCAGAGUCAUAUUAUCUGUCUAUGAUCGCAAAGGAGGUGCAGUUUGCGCCUGAGAACCAGCGCGAGCAAAUCCUGAAGACCCAUCCGCGAUACGAGUGGCUGUGUGAAGAGUAUGGAGAACCUGAUACCCAGCGUUCUGCGAGCAAGGUCAAUCCAAAUUCUCUCGCUGCCCGCCUACUUCGAAUCAAGUUCUACCUUGCGACCUCUCCGUCUAACGUCUUCGAGACGGAGAUUCCAAUGGGCAGCACCGCAUACACCACCCUGGGCGUCGUAGGCAAGCACUUCCGAAUCAAGCCCAUCGAAUGCAAGUUGAUUUGGGAAACCGGCGACUUCAUGUCUGUGCGGAAGUCGGCUACAAAUAUUGUAGAUGACGACUGGGAUUCAGAGGACAGUGAGGCGGAGAUGGGCAUGGAGCGCGUGAUGCGGGAAGUGGAAAUUGUGCCGGGAACCAGGUCGAUUGGGACGUGGAUUGACGGGACCGAGGCUACCGUCAGAGUAGAAGUGCAGCCAGAAGGAGUCUAG
This is a messenger RNA of Exserohilum turcica Et28A, 1779 nucleotides long. RefSeq lists its product as uncharacterized. The transcript is spliced from 2 exons. The record is from RefSeq and is a predicted model, not a curated record. NCBI's taxonomy places the organism in Eukaryota, Fungi, Ascomycota, Dothideomycetes, Pleosporales, Pleosporaceae. Bases 1 to 1779 code for a protein of 592 amino acids.